AUGCGUGCGCUCUUCCGCCCGUUCGCGCUGCAUGCAGCGUACACACCCAUUGAGACCAUCGUCUUCUUCUGCAUCAUUGGCACGCUCGCGUACUUCCACAUUCUCUCUGCGAUCAAGCACUCGGCGUUCAUUGACCCCUCGCUGUCGGUAUAUGCGCCUCCGACGCUGCGGCCAGCGUAUGCGCUGUGGCGCCUCGGUGAGUGGGUUGGUGUGCGCGAGGGGACGUGGACACAUGCGGCCAAGGCACUGCACAGGUCGGAUGAGCUGGUGCUUGAGCUCCAGCAGGUGGUGGUCACACUCGACGGGGCAGCGCGUAGACACGCUGAGGCUCCAUUGGCAGCGUCCGUGGUAAACAUGACGCAGCACCUCGCACAGACGUUUCAGACGCCAGCGGGGCGCACGUACGCGGCGCUGUGCCAUCGUCUGCCAGCAGCGGACGGGGAGGGUGCACCGUGUUUCACACUCCAGCAGCCCGGCUCGCGCGCUCUCGUGCAGACGCUGGCGUUUAGACCGGGUAUGCGCGACGAGUUUGUCGCUGCUCUCGUUGGUGAUGAGCACCAGUAUCAACAUCAGCACCAGCAUUAUAACCAGCAUCAGCAACACCCGCGUGUGUUUACGGAUGAACAUGGUGUCCGCUUUGAGGUGGACGCUGGUCGGGCAACGACUGAGAGUGUCCCAAUUAACCAGAUGCGAAAUGGGAAAUGGGUCGCGUACGCCGCACGCGCGCUCGUCGUGCGUUUCUGGGAUCUCGCCAAGAAAGCAGACUCGCUGGACAUUCUGCUCAUCCUCGCAGGAUACAUCCUCAUGCACACAACAUUCUACCUCCUGCUCAUCCGCUCGCGCGCACUAGGCUCCUCGUUCUGGCUCCCACUCGCCAUUCUUUCUUCCGCCGUCCUUGCCAUGCUCAUUUCGCUCCCUAUCGCCAUGGCUCUGAGGAUUAGGAUCGACCCAGUAGCGCUGACGGAGGCACUCCCGUUUUUGGUGUGUACUGUCGGCUUUGAUAAACCGCUGAGGCUUGCGAGAGCGGUGUUUUUGCACCCGCAUUUGAGUGUGCCGCCAGCGCUUGUCAAGGGGGUUGUUAAGACCGAUGCCGGGUAUCCUAUUCUUGCUUCUUCGUCCAAUUCCAAUUCCAACAAUGCUACCAACACCAAUACCAACACUCUCGCGCCACCACCCUCUUCCUCGGCUUCAGCUUCAGCAGGAGCCUCAAUGACACUCAAACCCGCACCCCUAAUCAUAACUGAAUCCUUACAUCUAGUCUACGCCCCCAUUAUCCGCGACUACAUCCUUGAAAUCGCUGUCCUAGCCGUAGGCGCGUACAGUCGAGUUGGUGGAUUGAGCGAGGUGUGUGCGUUGGCGGCGCUGAUGUUGGGUGUGGAUUGUCUUUUGUUGUGCACGUAUUUGGCGGCGAUUUUGGGGGUUAUGGUUGAGGUGAGUUCUUGA
This is a messenger RNA of Psilocybe cubensis, 1443 nucleotides long. RefSeq lists its product as uncharacterized. Bases 1 to 1443 code for a protein of 480 amino acids. The record is from RefSeq and is a predicted model, not a curated record. The transcript is spliced from 3 exons. NCBI's taxonomy places the organism in Eukaryota, Fungi, Basidiomycota, Agaricomycetes, Agaricales, Agrocybaceae.